Molecule: messenger RNA, 3946 nt
Organism: Galeopterus variegatus (Sunda flying lemur)
Lineage: Eukaryota; Metazoa; Chordata; Mammalia; Dermoptera; Cynocephalidae
Gene: NRP2
Product: neuropilin 2
Exons: 16
Coding region: 591-3026 (811 amino acids)
Biological process (GO): angiogenesis; axon guidance; vascular endothelial growth factor signaling pathway
Cellular component (GO): membrane
Molecular function (GO): vascular endothelial growth factor receptor activity; semaphorin receptor activity
Source: RefSeq, a predicted model, not a curated record
CGAGAGGCUGGCCAAGCGGGUGUAGCCGUUGGGGGAGGCUCCCGCUAGGGGAACCCGGCGAGGACAAGAGCAGGGCGGCCGCCUCCCACUCGGGCCGUCCGGCGUUCGGUGCCUGCGCCGCGUGUCCGUCCCGGGUGCCGGGGGACGUGUGUCAGUUUGCGCCUCUGAGAUCACACAGCUGCCUCGGGGCCGUGGGAUACCCAAGGCAAGUCUCGGCUUUUAUUUGUCUUACUGUUCUUUUUCCGCUUGGCUUUCGGGAAAUAUUCGUGAUGUUGUAGGAUAAAGGAAAUGACACUUUGAGGAACUGGAGAGAACAUAGAUGUGUUUUGUUUUUGAGAGGAGACCCGUCCCCUCUUCCUGGCUGGCUCCUGCUUUGCUGAUUUCAGGAGCUACCCUCCUCCUGGCGAGGUGGGGAUUCCAGCAAGAAUAAAGGUAAAGACGGGCCGCCAAGACCCAGGAGGGACACACUGACCAUUAGAAACCUUUGCAGAAGACAUUGUAAGGAAGAAAAUAAGAGAGAGAGGAAACACAAAGACUUAUAAUUAUACAAGAAACCUACAAACCCAGCUCUGGAGAAAGACUCCUCCAAAAUGGAUAUGCUUCCUCUCACCUGGGUUUUCUUAGCUCUCUCCUUUUCAGGACAAGAAGUGAGAAGCCAACCAGACCCACCCUGUGGAGGUCGUUUGAAUUCCAAAGAUGCUGGCUACAUCACCUCUCCCGGUUACCCCCAGGAUUACCCCUCCCACCAGAACUGCGAGUGGAUUGUUUACGCCCCUGAACCCAACCAGAAGAUUGUCCUCAACUUCAACCCUCACUUCGAAAUCGAGAAGCAUGACUGCAAGUAUGACUUCAUUGAGAUUCGGGAUGGGGACAGUGAAUCCGCGGACCUCCUGGGCAAGCACUGUGGGAACAUCGCCCCGCCCACCAUCAUCUCCUCGGGCUCCAUGCUGUACAUCAAGUUCACCUCCGACUACGCCCGGCAGGGGGCGGGCUUCUCCCUGCGCUAUGAGAUCUUCAAGACAGGCUCUGAAGAUUGUUCCAAAAACUUCACGAGCCCCAACGGGACCAUCGAAUCCCCCGGGUUUCCUGAGAAGUACCCACACAACUUGGACUGCACCUUUACCAUCCUGGCCAAACCCAAGAUGGACAUCAUCCUGCAGUUCCUGACAUUCGACCUGGAGCAUGACCCUUUGCAGGUGGGAGAGGGAGACUGCAAAUAUGACUGGCUGGACAUCUGGGAUGGCAUUCCGCAUGUUGGCCCCCUGAUUGGCAAGUACUGUGGAACCAAAACACCAUCUGAACUUCGUUCAUCGACAGGGAUACUCUCCCUGACCUUUCACACGGACAUGGCAGUGGCUAAGGAUGGCUUCUCUGCACGUUACUACCUGGUCCACCAAGAGCCGCUGGAGAACUUUCAGUGCAAUGUCCCUCUGGGAAUGGAGUCUGGCCGGAUUGCUAAUGAACAGAUUAGUGCCUCAUCUACCUACUCUGAUGGAAGGUGGACUCCUCAGCAAAGCCGGCUCCAUGGUGAUGACAAUGGCUGGACCCCCAACUUGGAUUCCAACAAGGAGUAUCUCCAGGUGGACCUACGCUUUCUAACCGUGCUCACGGCCAUUGCGACACAGGGAGCAAUUUCCAGGGAAACCCAGAAUGGUUACUUUGUCAAAUCGUACAAGCUGGAGGUCAGCACUAAUGGUGAAGACUGGAUGGUGUACCGGCAUGGCAAAAACCACAAGGUCUUUCAAGCCAACAACGACGCGACCGAGGUGGUUCUGAACAAGCUCCACACGCCGCUGCUCACAAGGUUCGUCAGGAUCCGCCCUCAGACCUGGCACUCGGGCAUCGCCCUCCGGCUGGAGCUCUACGGCUGCCGGGUCACAGGUGAGCUGUUCGAAGGGAACAUGCACUACGACACCCCUGACAUCCGAAGGUUCGACCCCGUUCCAGCACAGUAUGUGCGGGUGUAUCCAGAAAGGUGGUCGCCGGCAGGGAUCGGAAUGCGGCUGGAGGUGCUGGGCUGUGACUGGACAGACUCGAAGCCCACAGUAGAGACGCUGGGACCCACCAUGAAGAGUGAAGAGACCACCACCCCAUAUCCCAUUGACGAGGAGGCCACGGAGUGUGGGGAGAACUGUAGCUUUGAGGAUGACAAAGAUUUGCAGCUCCCUUCAGGAUUCAAUUGCAACUUUGAUUUCCCUGAGGAGCCCUGCGGUUGGAUAUACGAUCAUGCCAAGUGGCUCAGAAGCACCUGGACCAGCAGCUCCAGCCCGAACGACCAGACGUUUCCAGAUGACAAGAAUUUCCUGCGGCUGCAGAGUGACGGCCGGAGAGAGGGCCAGUACGCGCGGCUCAUCAGCCCACCUGUCCACCUGCCCCGGAGCCCGGUGUGCAUGGAGUUCCAGUACCAAGCCACAGGCGGCCACGGGGUGGCGCUGCAGGUGGUGCGGGAAGCCAGCCAGGAGAGCAAGCUCCUCUGGGUCAUCCGUGAGGACCAGGGCAGCGAGUGGAAACAUGGGCGGAUCAUCUUGCCCAGCUACGACAUGGAGUAUCAGAUUGUGUUCGAGGGAGUGAUAGGAAAAGGACGUUCGGGAGAGAUUGCCAUUGAUGACAUUCGGAUAAGCACUGAUGUCCCACUGGAGAACUGCAUGGAACCCAUCUCAGCUUUUGCAGUGGACAUCCCAGAAAUACACGGGAGAGAGGGAUAUGAAGAUGAAAUUGAUGAUGAGUACGAGGUGGACUGGAGCAACUCUUCUUCCCCAACCUUGGGGUCUGGUGUGCCCUCAGCUGACAAAGAAAAGAGCUGGCUCUACACGCUAGAUCCCAUCCUCAUCACCAUCAUUGCCAUGAGCUCACUGGGCGUCCUCCUGGGCGCCAUCUGCACGGGGCUCCUGCUCUACUGCACCUGCUCCUACUCGGGCCUGAGUUCCCGCAGCUGCACCACGCUGGAGAACUACAACUUUGAGCUCUACGACGGCCUCAAGCACAAGGUCAAGAUGAACCACCAGAAGUGCUGCUCCGAAGCAUGACAGAUUACACCUGAAUCACAUCUGACGUUUCAUUCCAGCAAGAGGGGCAGGGGAAGAUUACAUUUUUUUUCCUUUGGAAACUGAAUGCCAUAAUCUCGAUCAAACUGAUCCAGAAUACUGAAGAUAUGGACAGGACAGACAGGCGAGUGGAGGGAGGAAGGGAGAUGCAGCUGCGAAGGGGAUUAUUACCCACCUAGGACCGCAGUGGCUGAGUCAUUGCAGAAACGGGGCCAUGUUCUCUGCUGGGACAAAGACAGGAGCUCAUCUCUUUGGGGUCACAGUUCUAUUUCAUUUGUGAGUUUGUUAUUAUUAUUAUUAUAUUUUAUUUUAUUUCUUUGGUCUGUGAGCAACUCAAAGAGGCAGAAGAGGAGCAUGACUUUUCCAGAUAGAAGCAGCGUAAUGAUAAUUAUUUGCUGCUUUCUCUUGCUAAUCAACACUUGAAAAGCAAAGGGCCUUUUUAGCCUUUCUGUCUUGAGAAAUAAAACUCAAAAAAAAGCCGUCCAGCUUAUCCCAUCCUCUGAUCGUCUUAUGACUUCAGGGAUUUGCUGUGGUUAGGUUCUGCCAGCCCACCCUACAAGCUGCCGUAUCCAGUCCUAGCAUUUAAGUAGGAUGUUGUUGCCUUUAACUUUUUUUAUCCAGGGGAAAAUUGCCAUUUUAGGGUCAGCAUGAACAGCUCUGUCUUAUACGUGAUUUAAAACAAACCAGAAAAGGGAAACUUUACACAUCAAAAUCCAUAGAUGCACCUCCACAUUAGAAGCGGAUGAGCCUUAAAGUGCUUUGUGAAUAGGAGCCAUUCAUUAAACCUAGACCCAGGAUUUGUGGCUGGGACGCUUCCCUUCCAGGGCCUCUGGUGGUGGUUUUGCCUUUUCUUUUCCCUCCCUCCUCCUUGUUAUUUUAAAACAUAUAGAUAUACACAUGCA